AUGGAAGACGAAAAUUUUCAAUAUUCCGAGAGGCCAUCUAAGAAGCGGGUGCGGCAGGCUUGUGAGCCUUGCAGGCGUAAGAAAGCUAAAUGUCCCGGAGAGCAACCGAUUUGCUCUCUGUGUGCUAGGCUGCGACAGCAAUGUCUGUACGCCGAUGAAAGACGUCGACCAUUGCCUGAAUCAAGUCCAAAGCCCAACGAUUCAGACCCGCAAACAUCUCAGGUUCUGGCAGACAGGUUGCGAAACCUUGAAAGUCAGAUAGGAAAGGUUCUGGAUGUCCUAGGCUCAAAAGGUGAGCCUCAGAUGUCAACAGAAACCCUUGUUCCAUCUGUUACAUUAUCAGUGCCAACUUCCUCUGUCGACCUACCCCCAUGGGAGGAAAUUAUUCCUAUUGCAGAGCUAUAUCUGCUAUACUGCGACUCUCAGCCCUUGCCUCUUUUUCACAGAGACAGCUUUCUUUCCAGUCUACAAACACGUGAGACUGAGCUUCUUUUCGCUAUAUUGGCACUUGGCUUUCGCUUCUCAUACGCGCAUCAGACCCGGUCAGAUUUCACUGUCCUGGUAAACGGUUAUGCCGAAGUCGCCCGAGCCCUUGUCAUGAAACGAGUCUCAGAAGGGCCGGUAGAGCUUUCAACACUUCAAUGUCUUUGUAUAUUGAGCUUGGUUGACUUUACGAACGGCAACACACACCGUGCCAGCAUUCAUAGUAGCUUAGCAAUGCACCUUGCACAGUGCGCCAAUCUCGGCCAAGAGCCCCGUUCCCUGACGAGUAGCAUGGCUCGCGAAGAACGCAGGCGCUGCUUCUGGAGCAUAUGUCUUCUCAAACGACUACAUGGCAGUGAUUUUUCAAUUCUGGAUACGCCCGAAGCUGGAGGCCCUCCGUAUCCCCUAAGCCCAACACGACCAGCCCAGUCUCUCUCCCCGGGGCCAUCAGUUGUCGAAAUACGGAGAAAUGACACGGAAGAUGAAGGAAUCAUUGCAUAUGUAGUUAUGCUAAGUGAAGUUUUUGCAAGAACAUCACGAUAUGUACGACUUCAUGGACGCCCAAGCAACCUCCCACCAUGGUCUCCGCAUUCUGAGUAUUCGAAAAUCCUCGCAUUGCAAAUGGAGAUGGAGACUCGGAUGCCAUAUCUCCACCGAUUUAAGCCCGCAAACCUCAGCGAACGCUCCCUUGAGGAAUUACAGGCACACCGUGAAUACUGGGGCCCGUGGUUUCUGAACCAAUUCCUGUACCACACCAAUCUGUGUUUACUCAAUCAUCCACUUCUGCUCUCAUUGACUCUUCGGAAUUUCCGGAGUACUAUCCCCGAAAUCUUCCUGCAACACUCCUCCGAUUUGAUCUCCUCGCAUACAACCUGGAUCAUCCACUUCAUCAACUAUUUGGAAGAGAAGUCGCUCCUAGUCUCAGAUCCGUUUCUCGGGUACAGUGCGGCUGUUGUGGCAACCAUUGAGCUGCAGCUUAGUUUCACAGAUAACGUGGCAAUCAGAGAGCAGAAGCGUGAGAGAUUCACUAAGUGUGUUAAGUUUGUGCAGACCAUGGGGGAAAGGUGGCCACACAUGGCUCGGUUGGCACACAGACUACAACGACUAGAAGACGCCGUCUCAUCAACCUACCAAUCAGACCCAGGCGCACAAAACCAAAGCCUCUUGAUCGAUCUAUCACGGUUCUGGGAAAUCCUCGAAUACUCAUCCAACAGCGACACUCAAUCUGCUCGGCGUCUAUUCGGAGAAUCGUUGUAUGCUGGGGCGUCUUCUGCAGGCGCAGAAGUAUCUCAAACAUCUCUCUUGCCUGCACCGUUCCGAUUGAAUGCCCAAGAAGAAGCAUCUCCAAAUAUUCAGUCUCAAUCAUACAGUACUAAUGCAGCGUUCCCCGGCCAAGUCUAUCCAGCAAAUUCUUUGAUCUCACCGCAACAGCUGACAUUGUCGAAUGAUGAAUUCUCUAUUCUUGCUGCGAAUUUCUUCUCACAGGGACAGGAAUUCCUUCGCAGUGGUGAUAACUGGGAAAGUGUUGGGAAUUUCUGA
Messenger RNA from Penicillium paradoxum, 2022 nucleotides. RefSeq lists its product as uncharacterized. The transcript is spliced from 6 exons. Gene Ontology annotation, cellular component: nucleus. NCBI's taxonomy places the organism in Eukaryota, Fungi, Ascomycota, Eurotiomycetes, Eurotiales, Aspergillaceae. Gene Ontology annotation, biological process: DNA-templated transcription; regulation of DNA-templated transcription. The record is from RefSeq and is a predicted model, not a curated record. Gene Ontology annotation, molecular function: zinc ion binding; DNA binding; DNA-binding transcription factor activity, RNA polymerase II-specific. The coding region runs from base 1 to 2022 and encodes 673 amino acids.